AUGUUCCGUGAGGAUGAUGAAGAUGCACAGUUUAUUGAUUCAGAAGAAGAGGGCGAUGACGUCCUCGGUGUUCCGGCUGGCAUUCCAAUCGAAUUCACCCACUAUGCACGCAAGAAAGCAAGCGAGCUCUUCAAGUAUGCCGUCGAAUGGAGCGUGCAAAAGCUCAUUAAUCCGGGCUUCCCAUCGAAGGAUGAGCUUUACGAAUUGAGUUUCCGCAAACUCGACGACGAACUAAAAGCCUUGGCCAACUCCAAGUUUGUCUCCUCAGUAUGGAAACCCGAUUUCACAGCGUCGCUCAAGUCUCGUCCAGAAAUCGCAUUCGAGGCGCUUGAACCUGAGGAAGUCUGGAUGCAUCCCAAAUGCGAGGCCUGUAAUCGGUCCAACCAUCCAUGUACCUACCAACUCCAGUUCCAAGGCAAGCCAUACCAUCCUCACACCCUCGAAGAAGUGGCUCCCGAUGAAGAUGACGAUGAUGAGAACGACGACUCAGCCUCCGACGAGCAGCAGUCUGAUGACGAUGACCAACCAGCCUACGACUACCGCGGCAAUGAAGUUCCACCGGCGAGCAAGAUCUACUUCGUUGGCAAGUUUUGCAUGGCGAACGCAGAAACUGGACACGCCUUACAGCAUUGGCGUUUCCACCUGAACGAAUGGAUUGUUAUGUGGCUGAUCAGUCAUGGGUACAUGACAAACGAGAAGAUCGUCAAGCGAGAGAAGCAGAGCACGAGGAAGCGCAAGAAGGAAGCAAACAAGAUUACGGACCGCAUGGAGAAAGAAGGAGAGAUCCGAAGGCUAUGGCAUGAAUUCAAAAAGAACAGUAGCGAGGCCCGGUCUAGCAAACAGGGAAGGUACCUACCAGAAGACUAUUGA
Messenger RNA from Baudoinia panamericana UAMH 10762, 870 nucleotides. RefSeq lists its product as uncharacterized. The record is from RefSeq and is a predicted model, not a curated record. The transcript has a single exon. NCBI's taxonomy places the organism in Eukaryota, Fungi, Ascomycota, Dothideomycetes, Mycosphaerellales, Teratosphaeriaceae. The coding region runs from base 1 to 870 and encodes 289 amino acids. Gene Ontology annotation, cellular component: nucleus.